ACCAGUUCUUGUUUUACGGUCGCACCGAGCUCUGCGGUUCUUAAAAAUAUUUUGGGUUUUCGGUUAAACUUAUGCACAAAAACUUGUUGUUUCACCGCAAAGAAGUGUAGAUUUCCUUUACAACAGUGUCUCGAGCGGCGAAUUCAAGAUGAAGAUAAAGGAACUGCAGAAGACGGUGAACAUCGCCUGGUCGCCGGCACAGCAACAGCAGAUUCUUCUGGCUGCCGGAACCGCCGCCCAACAGUUUGAUUCCAAUGCCAACGCCACCCUGGAGGUGUACUCGCCCAACUUCAGCGAUGCCACCUACGAUUUGGAGCUAAAGGCCAGCAUAGCCAGUCAGUACAAGUUCCAGAAGCUCAUUUGGAGCCCGGUGGGUCCACAUCCCAGCGGCCUAAUAGUGGGCGGCUGCGAAGCUGGUCAGAUCAACAUAUACUCGGCCGCGAAACUCCUGGCGGGAAAUGAGGAACCUUUGGUGGCACGUCAAGAUAAGCACACGGGUGCGGUUAGUGGGCUGGACUUUAACCCGUUCCAAAACAACCUGUUGGCUUCCUGUGCCUCCGAGUCGGAGAUCUACAUCUGGGAUCUUAACAACCCGGCCACUCACAUGAACCCUGGAGCCAAGACUCAGCCGCUGGAGGACGUAAAGAAUGUGGCCUGGAAUCGGCAGGUGCAACACAUCCUGGCCUCCGUUUUCAGCACCCGCUGUGUCAUUUGGGAUCUUCGCAAGAGCCAGCAGAUCAUCAAACUCUCGGAUACACAAUCGCGGGUUCGUUGGCAUGCCAUUGAGUGGCAUCCGGAGGCGGCGACACAGGUUUGGCUCGCUUCCGAGGACGACCAGGCGCCGGUAGUGCAGUUGUGGGACUUGCGGUACGCUACGGCACCUGCUAAAACUUAUCAGAUUCACGAGCGCGGCGUGCUGGGCAUGUCGUGGUGUCUGCAGGACACAGAUCUGAUGGUUUCGUGCGGCAAGGACAAUCGUAUCUACUGCUGGAACCCCAACACCAAGAUCCCCGAGGGAGAGAUUCUUUCCGAAGUAGCUACUACAGCUUCCUGGUACUCAGAUGUGCAGUUCUGCCCUAGGAACCCGGCACUUAUUGCCAGUGCCAGCCUGGAGGGCGCUGUGUCCAUUUACUCCCUGCACGGCGGCACCCAUCACCUCGUUCAGACGGCCAACAAGAUUGCCGACUCUUUCCCGGGCAUGGACCAGUUCGCCCAGGAGCCCAUUCCUCAGCAAGCAACGCAAGUGGUCUACCACGAUCUGACUCGUGCUCCAAAAUGGAUGAAAAGGCCCUGCGGUGUCGCUUUCGGUUUCGGUGGAAAGCUGGUCAGCUUCGAUAACACCUCCAAGACAGUUAAAGUGCAGCAGUUGACAACGGAAUCCGGCCUGGUGGAACGUGCCAAUGCCCUGGAGAGGUCGCUGGCUGAGGCCAACUAUUCCGAGUACUGCCGACAGCGGGCAGAUGAGACUGCAGAUCAGCACGGUCGCUACAUCUGGUACUUUAUCAAGGCGAACUUUGAUCUGAAUCCCAAGGAGGAAAUGCUCAAUCUUCUGGGAUACAACAAAGAUGAUAUCGACUCCAAGUUCAGCAAGUUUAUCAAGGAAACCGACCCGAACUCGGAUGUGGACACACUCACGACCCGCAUCUCGACCCUCACCCAUAGCGACUCUUCGGAGGUCGAGUGUGAUCAGAGUACUAAUUAUAGCACCGAUAAUUCGCAGACCCAGGAAAACAAGUUUGAUGGAAAUGCCAUCGACUUACAAAAUCAAAAUGACUUUGCUGCACCUCCGAGGCCACAGUUCAAGAUUCCGAGUGGAGAACACACCGAUAGCCUGAUUUCGGAGGCCAUUCUUACGGGCAACGUGGAGGCUGCUGUGGAGCUUUGUCUGGAAGCCAAUCGCAUUCCAGAGGCGUUGAUUAUAGCCUCAACAGCUGGAAUCGAAAUCCUGAACCGCACCCAGACGCGUUACCUGCUGCAGCAGAAGAGCGAGCUGUCCCAUGUGAUCUCCGCUCUGGUGAGCCGAGACUGGCUGGACUUUGUCAACCGCUGUACCGUGGACUCCUGGAAGGAAGCUCUGGCAGCCGCUCUCCGACACAGCGAGCGCAAGGCAGCGGACAUCUGCGAACGUCUGGGCGACCGGUUGCUGGCCGAAUGCGGCACCAGUGCCGAGUAUACCCGCAACGCUAUGCUUUGCUACAUCUGCGCUGGCAGUCUGGACAAGCUAGUGAGCGCCUGGUACCAGCUGAAGCGGCUGGAGCAGAAGAACCCUGGCUACAAGCCCAGCACCACCGAGUUGCAGGAUCUGGCUGAGCUGGUCAUGCUCAUGUCCAAGUCCCUCGAGCAGCAGGGCGUGGCCGUGGACCUGGCCGGCCGCUUUGCCGGUUUCCUAACCGAAUACGGUAGUCUUCUGGCCUCCCAAGGAGCCCUUACUGCUGCUCUGCAGUAUAUUACUACCUUGGGCGGUGGCGAUGUCAGCGAAAACGAUGUCCUGCAGAGCCUGCGCGACCGCAUCAAUAAUGCCGUUAACCUGGACUACGUCCAGCCCCAGGCAGCUCAAGCUGGCGCCCCUCUAGGCUACCCACAACAGCGGAUUCGCGGAUCGUUCUCCCAGCCGCAGCCCGCAGUGCCCUUGCAAUAUGGACAACCAUCCAACCAGUAUGCCCAGCCGAGCUGGCCAGCUCCAGCACCGCCGGCACCGACCACAUAUCCGGUGGCCCAACCACCUCCGCAAAUUUUCAAUCCACAGCCGGUUAAGCCAGAACCUCUGGCUCAUCCACCGCGCCCGCUAAGCAAUGCCAGCUCCUCGAGCGGUCCUCCGCCAUCAAGCGGGGCAGGGCUUACUGGGGGCUCUGGUCUCCAUGCGCGCUCCAAGUACGUGCUGGACCCGUCAGUAGCUGCACCCACAAGCUCCUAUGGCAUGCCAUAUAAUCCAGUUCCGGCCCCUGUGCCAUCUGCUGUUCCCUUCCCCGGUGCCCCAGCUCCUGGACCCACCGUUCCGCAACCUUCAGCCGUGCCCACGUACAACAGCAAUGCUUUCAAUCCCAAUCCUCUGGCGCCUGCUCAACCCUACAACCCGUCGCCUUUCAUGGGAGGGCAGCAGAACGCCUUCUUGCCGGGCGUGAAUCCCAUUGAGACGCUGCCGCCUCAAGCUGCUCCACCGGUCAUUCAGAAUGUGCAGCGUAAUCCCACACCACCACCGGGUUGGAACGAUCCUCCAGCUCUUAAAUCGUCUAGGGCGCCGAAACCGAAGCCUGUAGUGGAGCCAAGUGCAGCUCCCAUCUUGCAUCCCCUGUUCCCAGUCGACCCCAAUCAAAAUCAAAAUGGAUACAUAGAUCCCUCUCAAUAUCAGAAUGCACCACCACCUGGAGGAGCACCGAAUGCAUACUACAACCCAGCUGCCUUUAACAAUAACCCCCAGCAGCAGCAGCAGCAGUCGUACCUCCAGCCUCAACAGCAGCCACUUAAUGUCCACCAGCCGGGGAUACCAAAUCAAGGAGCACCUCUGCAACAGAACUGGCAAGGAGGCCAACAAACCAUAGGCUACACCGAGCAGCCGGCUCCCAUUCAACAGCAGCGACAGCCGGAACCACCCAAGGAGAAGCCACCACUACCCGAGGAAUACAUCUACUUGCAAACAGUGCUGGAGGAACUGAAGAACCGAUGCCUAAGUGCAACGAAUGAUCCGCGCACUAAACGCAAGUUUGUUGAUGUGGUUAAACGGUUGGAAAACCUGUACGACUGCCUAAGAGACGGAAAGCUCACACCCACAACGGUGCAAUAUCUGAACCAGAUUAUACAGUACAUUCAAAUAGCCGAUUAUGCGAAUGCACUGGAGAUCCACACACGCAUCGCUUUUGGCACGGACUUUGCGCAGUGUGCGGGCUUCAUGCAAGGCCUGAAGGUUCUCCUGCAAUCGGCAUCUGAACUGCAGUUGGUCCUGCGCUAAACUAAAGCUCACUAAACGUUAUUCUUACUGUGUCUUCUCUUAUAUGAAUGUCUAUUGUGUUUCUUUGUAACAGAGUGUGGUUUCCUUUGUUAGUGUAUCGGUUGAUUGCCAAACGAAUGUCGAACGUUAUUCCGUGUAUUGAAAUAUAUUUCCACUUAAAUAGGAAUUACACAAAUUCAUAAAUAACAAAAAUAAACAUAAUUCACUUUUUACAGCA
Drosophila bipectinata is the source of this 4163-nucleotide messenger RNA. NCBI's taxonomy places the organism in Eukaryota, Metazoa, Arthropoda, Insecta, Diptera, Drosophilidae. The record is from RefSeq and is a predicted model, not a curated record.